Molecule: messenger RNA, 8550 nt
Organism: Anoplopoma fimbria (sablefish)
Lineage: Eukaryota; Metazoa; Chordata; Actinopteri; Perciformes; Anoplopomatidae
Gene: magi2a
Product: membrane associated guanylate kinase, WW and PDZ domain containing 2a
Biological process (GO): signal transduction; receptor clustering
Cellular component (GO): cytoplasm; dendrite
Molecular function (GO): beta-1 adrenergic receptor binding; type II activin receptor binding; SMAD binding
Source: RefSeq, a predicted model, not a curated record
ACAGUGUUGCGCUGCCACCGGAGGAGGAGGAGGAGGAGGAGGGAGGAGAGGACUUCAAAAGAAGGAUUAAAAAACUUCUUCCACGGCCGCACUCAUGUGAUUUAUUUUCUCCUUCUUCUUCUUCUUCCCCCUCUUGUUUGAGCCAUGUCCAAGAGCCUGAAGAAGAGGAAGAACCACUGGACCAACAAAGUCCAUGAGAGUGUCCUCUGCAGGAGUGAGGAGGGGGAGCUGGGGCUGGAGCUGAAGGGCGGCGCAGAGAAUGGACAGUUCCCCGUCACCGGAGAGCUUCUCCCGGGCGGAGCGGCGUGCCAAAGCGGCAAACUCCUCCAGGAUGAACUCCUGCUGGAAGUCAACGAUACCCCGGUGGCCGGACUCACCACCAGGGACGUGCACGCUGUGGUCAAACACAGCAAAGACCCAGUCCGGCUCAAGUGUGUCAAACAAGGGGGCGUGAUAGACAAGGACCUGCGUCACUACCUCAACCUGCGCUUUCAGAAAGGCUCGGUGGACCACGAGCUGCAGCAGAUCAUCCGGGACAACCUCUACCUCCGCACCGUCCCCUGCACAACCAGGCAGCCCAAGGAGGGAGAAGUCCCGGGGGUGGAUUAUAAUUUCGUGACCAUUGACCGGUUUAUGGAAUUGGAGAAAAGUGGAGCCCUGCUAGAGAGCGGAACAUAUGAAGAUAACUUUUACGGCACCCCGAAGCCGCCGGCCGAGCCCAGCGCUCUGCUGCUAAAUGUAACGGACCAGCUGCUGCCGGGCGCCAGACCCACCUCCGAGGGCAAGAGGAAGCGUAACAAGUCGGUCAGCAACAUGGAAAAAGCCAGCAUCGAGCCACCCGAGGAGGAGGAGGAGGAGAGACCCGUCGUCAACGGCAACGGUGUCGCCGUCACCCCAGAGUCGAGCGAACAUGAGGACAAGAGCACAGACGCUUCGGGGGACACGGCCCCGCAGAGCAUCCCAGCAGAGGCCCCACCUGAGGCGCCCAAAGAAGACGGACAGUCCCCGAAAAUGACGCUGCCCAAACCAGACGAGAACGACGAGCUAGGGCCACUGCCGGACAACUGGGAGAUGGCAUACACAGAAAAAGGAGAGGUCUACUUCAUAGACCACAACACCAAGACAACAUCGUGGCUGGACCCGAGGCUAGCCAAGAAGGCAAAGCCGCCCGAGGAAUGCAAAGAGGAUGAGCUUCCGUACGGCUGGGAGAAAAUCGAUGACCCCAUUUACGGCAGCUACUAUGUUGACCAUAUAAAUAGAAGGACCCAGUUUGAGAACCCAGUCCUGGAGGCUAAAAGGAGACUCCAGCAGCAGCAGCAGAUGCAAAGCCAGGGUCUGUCCUCACUGCCCCUUCCCACCAUCUACAGAGAGAAGCCGCUGUUCACGCGGGACCCCACUCAGCUGAAAGGCAGCUUCCUGUCCACAGCACUCCAAAAGAGCAACAUGGGUUUCGGCUUCACUAUAAUCGGAGGCGACGAGCCGGACGAAUUCCUCCAGGUCAAGAGCGUUAUCCCCGACGGGCCCGCCGCAGCUGACGGAAAGAUGGCCACAGGUGACGUCAUUGUCUACAUCAACGACGUGUGCGUCCUGGGCACCACCCACGCCGAUGUGGUCAAACUCUUCCAGUCGGUGCCGAUUGGCCAAAGCGUCACCCUCGUCUUGUGCCGCGGCUACCCUUUGCCCUACGACCCGGAGGAAGCCGGCAACACCAACAACAACACCACCACCACCACCACCAUCAUCUCCCCGCUGGGCAUCAUGGAGCAGAGGCCCAUCAUGGUGAACGGGCGGACGGGCUACGACAACUACCUGGACUAUCUCUCCCGCACGGCGCGCUUCGUCACGGACCCGGGUCAGGACCAGGUGAACGCCCAGCAGCAGCUGCUCACCCCUCACCCGGGUGACACCCACUUAGACGGCUCCCUUCCUCCCACCACGGGCACCACGCCCCCCGACAGCGUCUCCAUGGCGUCGUCGGGGGCCACCCAGGGGGAACUACUGACCCUGACCAUGGUGAAGGGCGUGGAAGGGUUUGGCUUCACCAUCGCGGACAGCGCGACGGGCCAGCGAGUCAAACAGGUGCUGGAGCCUCAGGGCUGCCCGGGCCUGUGCGAGGGCGACCUGAUUGUGGAGAUUAACAAGCAACACGUGCAGGGAUUCGUACACACCCAGGUGGUGGAGCUUCUCAAGGAGUGUGCCGUGGGAGCAGAGACCAUCCUGGUGGUUCAGAGAGGCGGAACAGGUCACUAUUCACCCUGGAAGAUCCCUAAACAGGUGCUGGAGCAGUGGGAGUCCCAGCAGGGCCAGAGCAGCCCCGCUCAGACCAGCCUGUCAGCCUCAGUUAUCCCCCACAACGCCCCCUUCCCAACACUCCAUCUUCACAGGGCCUCGGUCCCAGACUCAGCCUCCGAGGCCUUGGCCCUGGCUAAACCAGACCCCUAUGACCUUUAUGAGAAGUCCAGGGCUAUCUAUGAGAGUAGGCAACCUGGCCAACCAAGGACAAUUUUCCCCGUGGACUCCUCAGGAUCCGAGUACCAGGACAUGGAGGUGCACCUGCGCAGACAGAAGUCCGGCUUCGGUUUCCGGGUGCUGGGCGGGGACGAGGCGGGGCAGCCUGUGAGUCCGGAGACGCGUGAGAAGAUAUUGAUCGGGGCGAUCAUCGAGAAGAGUCCAGCGGACCUAGACGGGCGCCUACGGCCCGGCGAUGAGCUGCUGUUCGUGGAUGGGAUCCCCGGUGGGAAGCCACACAGAUACGUCAUUGACUUGAUGCACGGGGCGGCACGCAACGGCCAGGUGAAUCUGGUCAUCAGGAGGAGGGUGCUGGCUGCAGGUGAGUCCUGUCCGGAGAACGGCCGUAGCCCGGGCUCCGUCUCAACGCAGCACAGCUCCCCACGCAGUGACUUCACAUAUGCCAACAGCACCUGCACCACCCAGGCUCCCAACGCCACCAUUUCAGACAGGACGUCAACCGCCAACACGCAACCCAGCGAUGUCAUCAUCAACCGAAAGGAGAGCGAGGGCUUCGGCUUUGUCAUCAUCAGCUCGCUCAACAGGCCCGAGGCGGCCGCCACCAACACUGUGCCCCAUAAAAUUGGCCGCAUCAUCGAGGGCAGCCCGGCCGACCGCUGCGGGAAGCUGAAGGUGGGGGACCGGAUACUGGCGGUGAACAGCCAGUCCAUCGUCAACAUGCCGCACGCCGACAUCGUUAAGCUGAUCAAGGACGCGGGCCUCAGCGUCACCCUGAGGAUCAUACCGCAGGAAGAGAUCAGUAAUCCCCCAUCAGCCCCCAGCUCAGAGAAGCAGAGCCCCAUGGCCCAGCAGCACAGCCCGAAGAUCCAGCCAGGCACCGCCGCCUCGCAGCCCAACCCAGUGGUCACAGAACCCAACCCUUCUGUCAGCCAGCCCAAUCCCAUACCUCACCAGAGCCCCGUGACCCAGCUGCCCGCUCCUCCUCCACCUCAGACCUACGCCCACGAGAGCAGUUACAGGUCAGAGGUGAAGGCGAGGCAAGAUGUUAAACCAGACAUCAGACAGCCGCCGUUCACGGAUUACCGACAGCCGCCGGUGGACUACCGGCACCCUCCUGUGGCGGACUACAGGCAGCCCCCCACGCUGGACUACAGACACCCGCCACUGAUGGACUACAGACAGCUAGCUACCGACACCAGGCCGUUCACCAUGCCAGACUACCGACUGCCACCAGUCCAACUUUCCCAGGACUUUGACUUCUUCACAGUGGAGCUGGAGAAAAGUGUGAAGGGCUUCGGUUUUAGCAUCCGCGGAGGACGGGAGUACAAGAUGGACCUGUUUGUCCUACGACUGGCCGAGGACGGGCCGGCCAUCCGCAACGGGAGGAUGAGGGUUGGGGACCAAAUCAUUGAGAUCAAUGGAGAGAGCACCCAGAACAUGACCCACGCCCGGGCCAUCGAGCUGAUCAAGUCCGGAGGCAGGCGGGUCCGUCUUCUCCUAAAGAGGGGCACGGGGCAGGUCCCAGAGUACGAUAAUGCCGCCCCAUGGGAUGCUCGCCCUUCAGCCUCCCCAAGCCUGUCGGAAGUAGCCCCUCCCAUCGACAGCCUUUCCAUGUCAUCGCCUUCAUCUCAUCUGGCCCCCGACCCGCCUCACCUGCCGCCUCUGGACGUCCCGCGAGACCCGGCGGCACGAGACGGCAGGACGGAGCGUUCCAAGAGCCCCCAGAGGGCCGAGCUGCCGAACCCAGAUCCCACCGGCCAGGGGAGGAGAGCGGCUUCGACCGGCGGGAGCGGCAGAGCCAAGAGGGAAGGUGGCAGGUCCACCCACAUGGGUCACAGGGUCCAGCCCGCUAGUGAGGGGGAAGUGGGCAAGGAGGGGCAGAGCGGGGAGCCCAAACCUUCCAGGAUGACCAGAGGGACGUCCAAGGAGAGGAAUACUGGGGACAGCAGAGAAUCCAACGCAUCUCCCAGCAGCUCCAAGCUCCCGCACACCAACGGGAACAGCGUCAUGGACGUGGAGCGUUACGGUGGCGGGCAGCAGCAGCAGCAGCAGCAGGUGGACUCAUCGGAGCUGAGCAGGACCAGGACCAGGGAGCUGGACCGGGGCCUGGGGGAGAGCCGGCCCAGCCUGCCCAGCAAGAGCACCGGCGGCGGCGCAGCGGGGAGGAAGGCCACGGUCUCUCCCGGGCCUUGGAAGAUCCCCGGAUCAGACAAGCUGCCCAGCACACUGCGAGCAGGAACGUCCACGCUGAGCAGAUAACAACCGCGGCUUCAUCAGAACACAGUGGCCACACUCAUCUGAGCUUAACCACCACAUCUGGAUGAAAACACCACAUCUGGAUGAACCCACCACAUCUUCCUGUGCUCCUCCAUCCCCUUCCCCUCCCCCAAUCUAACCCGUUCUCCCACUGACCACAGAGUCAGGACCAAAGGGGGGUGCAGGGUGAUCUGGACCACGUGUUUUUAGAGUUUUAUUUAUGAUACUGUACUCUAAAUUAUUUUGAGAAAUAUUUUACACCCACCACCUUAAGAACUGGAAUAUCAUCCACUUUUUUAAAGAAAGGAAGUGGAAGAAGAGCGAGCAGAAUGUGUGUUUAGCGUGGCGGGGAAUCAUUUAAAGGACACAAACUUUAAAGAACUAUAUUUUGAAUUCUCCUCCAAGCAGAACCUGGGGGACAAAACAUGCAAAUACAAAACUCCUGACGGGAAGCAACUGUCGGAUGCGACUGGAUAUUUUAUCUCUUCACCACGGAGUCUGUUUUUAUGAAAUGGAAUGUUAAAAAAAAAAAUGAAAGUUUGCCUGUUUUUGACGAGAGCGAAAGGAAACAAAGAGCGACAGCAGAGAUGAAAUCAACAGAACUUUGCCUUAACAGAGACUGAAUGGGCCUGAAUCCAUCUAGAAUAAUCUAUCAGAUGAUUAUAGACAUAGAUAUAUUAUAAUGAAUAUGAAUAUGUGGGAUCAUUUUUGUAAAUAAGAUCAUCUUUAAGCGAACAGAACCUAUGUUGAGCUGGAUGGAAACUUUAAUCCAAUGCUCAGAAAGGCUAAACGGUGCGACAUGGACCAGAACUUUCCACCCGACCAACGUUUCUCUCUUUUCUACGCUCCCGUUCAGCCCUGUGAUUGCCGUUUCCGAGGUCUCUGCCGGCCUCGCUGCGGUUGACUUCACGAUCUUUCUGCGCUUGAAUCAUCCCCGAGUUCAGCGAGGGUGUCAUGUCAAUCCAUUUUUCUCAUUUCUGUGCUUAACGAACAAAGCUAUCGGAGUCGGUGGUGUCCAGACGGACGCCGAGAGAAGGCGCUCGCGUGGUACCGAUCGAGGGGCAGAGUGCCUUAGACUGACAGAGAGGUUGGCUUUUAAGUCAAAAAGGUUAAACUCCAAACCACUUAAGAGGGUCGAAACAGGCUGCUAUACAACAUCGACUUUACAGAUAUAUAAAUAAUAAACUGUAUUUUUUCAGAUAAGAGUGUGAUGAAGUGAAAUAUAUGAUUUAUUUCACGAGCUUGUGUGUGGAAAUAGGUCUAUUAUCAGAGGUAUUGAUGGUUCUUAUCUGUGCAAGUGGUUCAUUUCAGCAUAGUUUUCAUUACUGAUUUCUUAAUGAGGUCUGAAGAUAUUAAAUUCCAUGAAGAAUUUCUCAUAAGAGACGGUGCUUUCAAAUGUCAGCACAGAGCACCCAAACCAAACCAAACCGCUGGGAAUCUGACAUAAAGUCGUCAAAGAAUCAAUAUCACACGUCAGAAGCUGGCUCGUCUAACAACCUGCGACCUGGAUGAACGAAUGCCCGCCAUUUGAAAAUGAAACGUUUCUAUCAUCAUUUCCAGAUGAGAGGAGAGGAGGUCACACCUGUCAGAGCGUCCGUCAGCGGCUGAGUUUGAUUUGUUUUAAGUGGUUCUGUCGACACUGUGUGAUGUGAACGGGUACAUCUUCAUACCAGAGCUCCCAGUAGGUUAGACACAGGAGCUCUGGACUCUAUUUGAAGGCUUUAACCUACAGCAUAAAUGUUAAGCUGUACAUCUUUAGACAACCUGAUAAUUGACUUUUUGAUAAGCCCUGCCCCCCUUAGUUACUGUUGCUAUGCUUGUCAAGCUUUCCAUUCUGGCACAGCACAUGUGCAGUUUACAAAGAUACAAUUCUUAGUGAGUCUUGAAACAAUGGGUCCUGGAUUUAAAACUGAAGUAAACAAAAGCAGUUUCUUAUUUCUAGAUGGCAACGGAACAUUUUUGCCGGCUGACUGACUGACUGGUUUGAUCAGAUGUAGCUUUCUGGAUAAACAGGCUCACUUUAGCCCCAGGAGUUGGCUGAAAACUGUGUCUCCAGCUGACUCAUACUAAAACAAAUUAGGGGACUUAAAUAUCCACUUGAUGCUACAUUCAUGAUCUUUUAAAAGAGGGAAAAGCUACAUGUCACAAGCAAAAAGUUAGCAUCUUCACCAGUUAAUCUUUUGCAGGAAAGAACCAAUUAAAUAUGAUUAAAAAUAAAACAAAUGUAAGAUCAGACUUAUUUUAUUGUCAUUACACAAUUUGUCUGUUUAGCCUUCAUGCUUGUUUGUAUUUUCCAAACGGUAUUUUUUUUUACUUUUAACGUUAAUAGAAAAAAGUAUUUUAGGAUGAGAACUGAUGUUGUUAGCAAAGUAACGCUCUCUGGGGAAGCUGGAAUAAUUCAACUUAUUUAAUCAAAUGCAAAAAAACUUUAACUAGCUGGUGAACUGGUAAGAAGGAACUGUUGCAGUUGUUAGCAUGUGUGUCCUGCUUACUAGUUCACUUGAGCUCCUGUGAUUUAGGUUUUGGAAAGGCUAAAAAAUAACAAGUUAAACUCUUUAAAAGCUGAUCAUUGCUCAGACUUCAGCCGUAUGCACUCUGCUUAAAUCCAAAGCUUGACAGGUCUGCAGCGCCUAGUUACAGUUGCUAAGCUGUGAUUGAACACUUGAUGUUCGGGGCAGGGUUCUUAAGCAAACUCAAUUUUGAGAUCAACAAAUCUUUUUUUUACAAAGCAUCUCUGCAGAUGUGAAAACUCUUGAGUGGCAAAUCUUUCCUCUGAAUGAGACAACAUCAACAGGAGGUAAAGAAAAAAAAGAGUCACAGUACCCGAACAAAGGUUUCCUCUAGAAUAAAAGAGCAAAAGGGAGACAAGUCAUUAUGUUUGCCAUUGUGAUCCGUAAUUACACCAUGAAUAAGCGGACUGACUUUAAAGCACAAUCUCUCUCAGACGGUUUUGGGGAAUUAUUAAUAUGGAGAAAACGAUCAGCCAGGCACAAACAGCUCAGACCUUCAGUCACUUGUGGAUGAAGUGAAAAGGGCAAUAUUAUAAAAUAAAAUACACCUUCCAUUCGUCAGACUAAAUGCUGCCUACAUACUGUAUCAUCAUCAUGCAUCAUCUGACCGGACUUCUUCUACAUUUUAUGUUUGAAGCAGAAACAAAAAAAAAACUGAUGUGCGUAUGUUUCGCUCAACCUUUGCACAACUCACUGCUUCCCACAUCUGAGCUGUCUCCAUCGAGCCAAAUUGUAAGUAGUUUGCUACGGACAGUAAGAAAAAAAAAAUACAUCUGGAGGUGUAAAAAAAAAAAUGUGCGUGUUGAAAGUAAACAGCACCAUAAACUCCCACCCAAACGGCUCAGCAUCACUGUGUAGUGUUAUAGCAGUGUAUAGACCCUGAACAAAAAUAUCUCUAUAAAUAUGACUCCGUGUACUAUUGAUGGUCACAAAGACUGCAAGUGGAGCAACUAUUUUUAUGAAAUGCAACACUAUGGAUAUAUUAACUUUUGCAAAAAUCUUGUUUACCUGUAUGAUAUUCUGAAACGCUGUCAAAAUAAAAGAAAAAUCUUGACACAAUAAGAAAGAUUUAUUUAGGACAUGCUGCCGUGUGAUUCAUUAUGUGUGUCUGUUUUAAUUAAAGCAUACAAUUCACAUAUAUGAGUAAAGCUUUACUUUAUCUCCCCUGCUGAGCACUUGUAAGAAAUAUAUAUAUAUAUAUAUAUAUACGAACUAUAAUGUAGUCGUAAACUAGACUAAAAGACGUGACACAACUGUUUACAACGACUUUGUUUUACUGCAGAGGAACUGAACUUUAUAUGUAAAGUCUGUGGAG